AUGACUUCCUCUACUCAUUAUCACUAUAUCGAUUCUCAACCUGAAAACCCCUUCUCAAAACUAGUCAACAAUCAGAAAAUCCUUAUAAUACCCUCAUUUGAACUAGAAUCUGGUGAAGUUCUUUAUGAUGUUCCCGUUGCUUAUAAAACAUGGGGCAGACUAAAUGCUCAAAGAAACAACGUCAUGAUAAUCUGUCAUGCCUUUACUGGUUCUGCCGAUGUAGCUGAUUGGUGGGGCCCUCUCUUGGGCAAAGAUAAGGCUUUUGAUCCAACAAAAUUCUUUGUCAUUUGUUUAAACUCUUUAGGUUCCCCAUAUGGUUCAUGUUCUCCUGUCACUAUAAAUCCUCAAACUGGCCAUCACUAUGGCCCUGAAUUCCCCCUAUGCACAAUUAGAGACGACGUUAAAAUCCACAAACUAGUCCUAGACCAUCUAAACGUCACCCAAGUUGCCUGUGUAAUCGGUGGUUCAAUGGGUGGAAUGUUGGUUCUAGAAUACCCAAGCAUUUUUGGUCCCAAUUAUAUAAGAUCAAUUGUAGCGCUAGCUACCUCGGCCAGACACUCAGCUUGGUGCAUUUCUUGGGGUGAAGCUCAAAGACAAAGCAUCUACUCUGAUCCGAAAUAUAAUGAUGGCUACUACCAACUAGCUGAUGGUCCUGUUACUGGUUUAUCUGCCGCAAGAAUGUCCGCUCUAUUAACCUACAGAUCAAGAAACUCUUUUGAAAGCAGGUUUGCCAAUAAAAUUUCCAAUGGAACUUCCAACGAAGCUAAUGACAAUAAAAUAUCACACUCAUCUUCAAAUUCAAACUCCAGUUUAAAAAAUUUCCAGGAUGAAAAUUGGGUUAUUCAUAAUGAUGGCCAUAAAACUGCAAUCGGUUCUCUCCAAAGAUCUUCUUCAAACGCCUCAGUCACUUCUCUAUCCUCAAAUCGAAGCCAAAAUAAUUCCUCUUCAAACUUGAAAAAAAGACCCCAGACUUUCUUCACUGCUCAAAGUUACUUGAGAUAUCAAGGCAAUAAAUUUAUCCAAAGAUUUGAUCCAAAUUGCUACAUUCAAAUCUCAAGAAAACUAGAUACUCAUGAUCUAACAAGAGAUCGCUAUUACCCAUUUCCUCAAUAUUACACCUAUAUUCCUUUACAAAUUUCAGUCGAGGACCAAUUAAGCACAUUAUCUCAACCUUCCUUAGUCGUGGGAAUAUCCUCUGAUAAUUUAUUCACCUUAUCCGAACAGCAACUAUUAGCCGAUUAUUUACCAAAUUCUGAAUUCUACGAAAUUGAAAGCGCCGAAGGUCAUGAUGCAUUUUUAUUAGAAUUCCAAAUAAUCGAUGAUAUAAUAUUGAAAUUCUUAAACAAAAACUUGAAAGAUAUCAUGCGAGCGACUGUAGUUGACGAAAAUGAUUUGAUUGUUGAUGAAUCAAUAUUAGGUAAAAAUGGUAAUAAUAAUAGUGUAUUUGGAGAAGCUGAAGAUAUAAUUAACUGGUAAAUGAAUUUUGUAUUGUUUUAUAUUCGUAUUUUCACAUCAUUAAUAUCACUAUAUUUAUAUUUAUAUUUUUACUUUUAUUUUUAUUUUUAUUUAUUCAUUUUUUUCAUCUUCACUUUCUAUUAUUUUAUAUUCUAAUUUACAUUCACUUGCGC
This is a messenger RNA of Ascoidea rubescens DSM 1968, 1628 nucleotides long. RefSeq names its product homoserine O-acetyltransferase (gene MET2). Gene Ontology annotation, molecular function: homoserine O-acetyltransferase activity. The record is from RefSeq and is a predicted model, not a curated record. Lineage: Eukaryota; Fungi; Ascomycota; Saccharomycetes; Ascoideales; Ascoideaceae. The transcript has 3 exons. Bases 1 to 1476 code for a protein of 491 amino acids. Gene Ontology annotation, biological process: L-homoserine metabolic process.